AUGCCGGGAUUCGGCUCGCUGGAUGAGAUGCGGAAGAAGGAGGAGGAGGAGGACAAGAAGAACACCGACAGCUAUGUGGGUGGAGACAAGAGCGGCCUGGCAGUCGAGCACCCGGACUCCAACAAGGACGCCUUUCAACGCAUGCAGCAGCUGGCUUCUGGCGGCGGCGCAUCCGGGCCGUUGCCGGAUGAUCACCGGGUAGUCACGGUCUAUCGCAAUGGCUUCACCGUGGGGGAUGGGCCCUUCCGGCCUUUGUCCGACCCCUUGAACAAGAAGUUCAUGGACGAGAUGGCGGCGGGGCGCUGCCCCGCGGAGUUGCAGGGCCCCGAGGGCUCCGAGCCGGUGCACGUGGCCGUACACGACAAGCGCGGGGAGGAGUACAAGGAGCCCCCGGCGCCUUCCUAUGUGAAGUUCUCGGGUGAGGGCAACACCCUGGGCGGCAGCUCCUCCUCCACUGCAGCGGUGGAGGCGGACAAGGGCACCAUGGCGGUGGAUGACGCUAAGCCCAAGACCAAGCUGCAAAUCCGCUUCCACGAUGGCACACGGAAGGCUCAAGAGUUCAACGAGGACCACACCGUGGGGGACCUGCAAGCAUUUUGCGCCCAGUGCGUGGGUGGCAUGGCCAUGACCAUCAUGGGAGGCUUCCCCCCAAAGCCCAUCACUGACAGCAGUCUCACGCUGAAAGCUGCUGGCUUGCUUAAUGCCGCGGUGACUGUGAAGCCUGUGGAGGCGCUUUGCAAGACCUUUGACAUCGAGGACCGCAUCAUGCGCCGGCUGAAUGACGUGAUGCUGACGCGAGAGGCGACCUUUGACACUGACAUGAAAGCCUUGUGGGAGGUCUGCGAGAAUGCGAAGAAGCCCUCGGGCUUUCUGAUGGUGAAAAUCGGGGAGCUGGAGCAGAAGUGA
Molecule: messenger RNA, 906 nt
Organism: Effrenium voratum
Lineage: Eukaryota; Dinophyceae; Suessiales; Symbiodiniaceae
Source: the annotation of a GenBank genome assembly